Messenger RNA from Strigops habroptila (Kakapo), 2551 nucleotides. RefSeq names its product LMBR1 domain containing 1 (gene LMBRD1). Gene Ontology annotation, cellular component: vacuolar membrane. Gene Ontology annotation, biological process: protein localization to vacuole. The coding region runs from base 46 to 1677 and encodes 543 amino acids. The transcript has 16 exons. The record is from RefSeq and is a predicted model, not a curated record. NCBI's taxonomy places the organism in Eukaryota, Metazoa, Chordata, Aves, Psittaciformes, Psittacidae.
CCGCCCCGUUAAAAGCCCCGCCUCGCAGGGGCGGGCGUGCUGUUGAUGACGGAAGCGAAGAUGGCGGCGGCCGCCUCUGAGCUGCUGACCGGAUGGUGCCUCUUCGGUCUGGCGUUGCUGGCUAUUCUAAUUUUCUGUUGGGUUUAUGUGCGCAAGUAUCAGAGUCGGCGGGAAAGUGAAGUGAUUUCUACCAUAACAGCUAUCUUUGCACUGGCAGUCGCUCUUAUCUCGUCAGCGCUACUACCGGUGGACAUCUUUUUGGUUUCAUAUAUGAAAAAUCAAAAUGGUACAUUUAAGGACUGGGCUGAUGCUAAUGUUUCAAGACAAAUCGAAGACACUGUACUUUAUGGAUACUACACUUUGUAUUCCAUCAUACUGUUCUGCGUCUUCCUGUGGAUUCCCUUUGUCUAUUUCUAUUAUGAGGAGAAGGCAGAAGAUGAUGGCAACACAUGCUCACAGGUUAAGACUGCACUCAAAUAUACUUUGGGAUUCAUCACAAUUUGUGCGGUUCUUCUCUUAAUUGGUGCUUUUGUUCCUUUGGAUAUUCCCAAUAAGAAGAAUUCCACAGAGUGGGAGAAAGUGAAGCUUCUGUUUGAGGAAUUUGGAAGUAGUCAUGGUUUGUCAGCUCUUUCAUUUUCCAUUAGUUCCUUGACUGUGAUUGGAAUGUUGGCAGCUAUCACUUACACAGCUUAUGGUAUGUCAGCUUUGCCUCUAAACUUGAUUAAGGGAACUACCAGUGCAGCUUAUGAACGUUUAGAGAACACUGAAGAUAUUGAAGAAGUGGAGCAACAUUUAUUAAGGAUUAAAUCAAAGUGCAGAGAUGGUCGUCCUCUGUCAUCAAGGGAUAGACGGACUUUACAACAACUGGAAGAGAGACUAAGGACACUUCGAAGAAGAGAGAGGCAUCUGGAGUCUAUUGAGAAAAGCUGGUGGACGAAGUUCUGUAAAGCUAUCCGACCUCUAAAGAUUGUGUGGGGAGUAUUCUUCAUCAUCGUGGCACUGCUCUUCACUGUCUCUCUGUUCUUGUCAAAUUUGGACAAAGCUCUGCAUUCAGCUGGCUUCGACUCAGGAUUUAUAAUUUUAGGAACUAAUCUGACCAAUCCACUGAAUAUGAUGUUACCUGUUCUUCAAACGGUUUUCCCUUUGGAUUAUAUUCUUAUUACAACUAUUGUUAUGUACUUUAUCUUCACUUCAAUGGCAGGGAUUCGAAAUAUGGGUAUAUGGUUCUUCUGGAUAAGGCUUUAUAAAAUCAGACGAGGAAAAACUCGACCUCAAGCUCUCUUGUUUCUCUGUAUGAUACUUCUGUUGAUAGUUCUUCAUACAAGUUACAUGAUCUACAGUCUUGCCCCUCAAUAUGUAAUGUAUGGAAGCCAAAAAUACCUGGUACAGAGUAAUAAGACAAUUGAUGUCCAGCCAAGGAAUGUGACAUUUGUGUCUAAAGACUGUGAUGCAGAUGCACCUGAAGAUCAGUGUAUUGUUACUCGGACAUACCUCUUUCUUCAUAAAUUUUGGUUCUUCAGUGCUGCCUAUUACUUUGGGAACUGGGCAUUCAUUGCAGUCUUUUUAGUUGGAUUAAUUGUUUCAUGCUGCAAAGGCAAGAAAUCAGUCAUUGAAGGUGAAGUGGAUGAUGAUGAUUCAGACAUGAGUGAUGACGAACUAUCUGCUUAUUACCAUUGAUAGUUUUUUGCCUUCAAGAUGAAAAAAUGUAAUAUAAAGUUAUGUUGAAAGUCAUACCCAUGUGGAAUUGGUAUCUAAAUAAGCAUCCUUGCACUUGUAAAAAUAGAGGAAAUAAGUGUAAUCACUUAAAGGGGUCAAAAAAUUAAUAUCACUUUUUGAGUAUCACUUGUAUAAGAACAUAUCGACGCUGAAUAAUAUAUAGAAAAUAUUGUUUUAUGAUUAAACAUACGUGUAACUUUCUGAUGUGUAAUUUGAACUACUGUAACUUUCAUAAUUCAAGAUGCUCUUCUGUUAAGUUUUCUUAAAUACUUUCAUGCCUAACUUGUAGGAUUUUUUUUUUUCUAUUCAAGUUCAUAAAUAAAACUAGCUAAAAUCUGCAAAACAGCUGGUGCAAACAUUGCUAGAAAGAUUUGGAUAAGGUUUAUGCUUUCAGAAGGAUGUGACCUAACUUUUAUACUAGUUCGCUGGGUAAAAAGAGACUGUCCUAAAAGUAUGCCAGCAAACAUCCACAUAAUUGGUGAGUUCCCGGUCUGUGAAGACUAAGUCUUUUUCAUACUGUUAUCCCCACUGAGUUACCAUGAGAAUCCUCAGGUAACUAUGAGGUGGCUUUUGCUCUAUCAAAGGAAAUCAUUAGUAUGAAUGUCAAUAUUCAGCAUUGUUGCAUAGUUUUAGUACAGUUCAGUUCUGCAACUGCCAGGUGCCUGACUUAGUAAUAACCAAUGGAAUAAUUAAGCUGUGAUUAAUUUUUAACUUAUUUUUCUCUUUAAUGCAAAUUGUCUACUUUGUUUUCUUUCAAUAUUUAAUGUAAAUGUUGUCAACUUGUUUACAAGCCAAUAUGUUUAUAUAAACACAGUUCAUAAAUAUUUUCAUCAUU